AUGGCCGAGGAAGCCUCUCCUGAGAAGACUACCGCCGAGGAGUCUUUUCUGUCACAGCCGAACUCCGACGCCCAAGGCCAACUCACCGCAGCUGUUGACGAGCUGCUCGACCAACUCCAGAGCAAAUUCGACAAUGUCUCCAAGGAAAUGUUUGGCAAAUUGGAUGACAUGACCCGCCGCCUCGACGAGCUAGAGGCCUCAUUGACAGCGUCGGGCACCGACUCGGCAACCGCGACUCCCUCUCAAUAA
Penicillium brasilianum is the source of this 249-nucleotide messenger RNA. NCBI's taxonomy places the organism in Eukaryota, Fungi, Ascomycota, Eurotiomycetes, Eurotiales, Aspergillaceae. The record is from the annotation of a GenBank genome assembly.